AUCAUGCUGUAUUAGAUGAAACCACCGAAAAAGAAGUGCUCCAUCUCAUUGCAGAGCCUUUGUUAUCGGGGGAGUCUUCUCUCUAUCAUCUCCCGUCUCCUCGCCCUAGAUUUCCUCAAGCUCUUCUCUUCUCGUCUACCUAAUCAGCCUAAGUUCUUCUUCUCCAAAAUGGCCAACGCGGCAUCAGGGAUCGCUGUACAUGAUGAAUGUAAGCUAAAGUUUUUGGAAUUGAAGGCCAAAAGAACUUAUCGCUUCAUAGUGUUCAAGAUAGAGGAGAAGCAAAAGCAGGUUGUGGUGGAAAAAGUCGGGGAGCCCGCCGAAAGUUAUGAGGAUUUCACUGCAAGCCUUCCUGCUGAUGAGUGCCGAUAUGCAGUCUAUGAUUUUGACUUUGUAACAGCAGAGAACUGCCAGAAGAGCAGGAUUUUCUUCAUUGCCUGGUCUCCUGAUACAUCUAGGGUGAGAAGUAAAAUGAUUUAUGCAAGUUCCAAGGACAGAUUCAAGAGAGAGCUAGACGGUAUUCAGGUGGAAUUGCAGGCAACUGAUCCUACUGAGAUGGGUCUUGAUGUUAUCAAAAACCGCGUCAGCUAAGUAUGCAUAGUAGACCUUGACAUGGAGAUUUUCUCCAUACAGUCUGCUUUGCUCAGUUGAAAUGUUUAUAGUUUGUGAGGCGGUGAAUUUGGCUAGAUGUGAUAUCUACUUGUUCUUCGAGAUUUACCGUUCAGUUCAUGUUUUUAAGAACAACAUAAAUGAUUUCGAGUAUAUCUUGUGAUCUGUUAUUGUGGAACCUAUAGAACAAGUGUCACCUUGUAGUCCGAUGUCUACAAGCUAAUGCUAUGUAACAGUUUGUUGGGGUAGACAACACAUUUUGUUUUCACAACUUUGGGAUGGAUGCUUGACCCUUGUUAUCUUUGUUGGGAUUGUAGAAAAGGCAAGCCUACCAUGCCUUUCUGAACACUGUUUUGGUUGCCUCUAUUACAUAGAUAAUCAUAUAUUUAUUCUUAUAAUCAUUUCAC
Messenger RNA from Telopea speciosissima, 1013 nucleotides. RefSeq names its product actin-depolymerizing factor 1-like. NCBI's taxonomy places the organism in Eukaryota, Viridiplantae, Streptophyta, Magnoliopsida, Proteales, Proteaceae. Gene Ontology annotation, cellular component: cytoplasm; actin cytoskeleton. The record is from RefSeq and is a predicted model, not a curated record. Gene Ontology annotation, biological process: actin filament depolymerization. Gene Ontology annotation, molecular function: actin filament binding. The coding region runs from base 16 to 588 and encodes 190 amino acids. The transcript is spliced from 3 exons.